This is a messenger RNA of Cynocephalus volans (Philippine flying lemur), 558 nucleotides long. RefSeq names its product dynein light chain Tctex-type 2B (gene DYNLT2B). Gene Ontology annotation, molecular function: dynein intermediate chain binding. Gene Ontology annotation, biological process: microtubule-based movement. The transcript has 5 exons. The coding region runs from base 19 to 453 and encodes 144 amino acids. NCBI's taxonomy places the organism in Eukaryota, Metazoa, Chordata, Mammalia, Dermoptera, Cynocephalidae. The record is from RefSeq and is a predicted model, not a curated record. Gene Ontology annotation, cellular component: cytoplasmic dynein complex; cytoplasm.
GGCCGAGAAGCCCUGGCCAUGGCCGCGUCGUCCUCCUCUAGGGGUGCGUCCUUCUCUGCCGGCGACGGGUUGCCUGAGAGUGAGAACUCAGGGGAGCCCGAGAACACCUAUAUUCUGCGGCCCAUUUUUCAGCAAAGGUUCAGACCCUCUGUUGUUAAAGACUGUAUCCAUGCUGUGCUCAAGGAGGAACUGGCGAAUGCUGAAUAUUCUCCCGAAGAAAUGCCACAGCUCACAAAACGCUUAUCAGAAAACAUUAAAGAUAAAUUAAAAGAAAUGGGAUUUGACCGAUAUAAAAUGGUGGUGCAAGUAGUGAUUGGAGAACAAAGAGGCGAAGGAGUAUUCAUGGCUGCUCGAUGUUUCUGGGAUGCUGACACUGACAACUACACUCAUGAUGUUUUCAUGAAUGACAGUUUAUUUUGUGUUGUAGCAACAUUCGGCUGUUUCUACUACUAAACCUUUGAAAAGCUGGGGAAAGAUAUGACCAUGAAGAAAUCUGAACUUUUUUAUUGUUAAAUAUUUUGACAAAAAUAAAGAUAAGUUAGCAGUUUGGCAACUGAA